Protobothrops mucrosquamatus (brown spotted pit viper) is the source of this 2043-nucleotide messenger RNA. Its product is annotated as hydroperoxide isomerase ALOXE3-like. Gene Ontology annotation, biological process: linoleic acid metabolic process; lipid oxidation. Gene Ontology annotation, molecular function: iron ion binding; oxidoreductase activity, acting on single donors with incorporation of molecular oxygen, incorporation of two atoms of oxygen; protein binding. The coding region runs from base 1 to 2043 and encodes 680 amino acids. The record is from RefSeq and is a predicted model, not a curated record. The transcript is spliced from 14 exons. Lineage: Eukaryota; Metazoa; Chordata; Lepidosauria; Squamata; Viperidae.
AUGGACCAGAACGGAUCUUCUCAGCACCCAGCGGUGAUCUACAAGGCUCAAGUGACGACCGGCCAAGGUCUUUCAACGGGGACUUCAGAUUUGAUCUCCAUCACCUUGGUGGGCCCCAACGGAGAAAGCCCCAAGAGGUUUCUGGACCAGAUUGGGAUGACCUGCUCUCUAGGAUCGGUGGCGGAGGUGGACAUUCCAUGCGACCAGGACUUGGGACCCAUCUUGCUGAUCCGCCUGCAGAAGGAGCCCUAUUCCUGUUUCCCCGAGAGCAGCUGGUACUGCAGCAAGGUCCAAGUGACUAGUCCUCAGGGAGACCUCUUCUGCUUCCCCUGCUACCAGUGGAUCGUGGGUUACUGCACCGUCUCCUUCAGAGAAGGAACAGCUCACAAGCCUUCGGACGACACUCAUGGCCUUCAGCGGAGGCAUCGCCAGGAGGAGCUGCAGCUGCAACAGCGCACAUAUGGGUGGAAGGAAUACCUGCCCAAUAUACCUUGGUGUUCCGAUGUCGAAUCGAUUGUCAGAAUUGAAGACAACAUUACGUACUCCUUCCCUAAGACCACGGCCUUUUUCGGACGUUCAGCGAUUGCCCUCUUUGAGGCCAAAAUGAAGGGCUUCCUGGACAGACCUUACUCCUGGGAGAAGCUGGAGGACAUCCGCAAAAUCUUCUGGUUCUACCACACUCCUGUCUCAGAGUAUGUCUUUAAGCACUGGAAGGACGAUGCUUUCUUUGGGUACCAGUUCCUGAACGGAAUCAACCCCAUCAAAAUCCAGAAAUGCACCGCUAUCCCGGAAAACUUCCCCGUGACCCAGGAAAUGGUGGCAGGGACUUUGGGACGAACGACAACCCUGCAGGAAGAACUGGAGAAAGGAACCAUCUACCUGGUGGACUACAAGAUCCUGGACAACGUCCCCACUACUUUUUUAAACAACCAGAAGCAAUAUAUCGCUGCUCCUAUCUGUCUGCUCCACCAAAAACCCAGCGGAGAAAUUCUCCCUCUGGCUAUCCAGCUCAGCCAGCAUCCUGGUCCUCAGAGUCCCAUCUUCCUGCCCACCGACGAGGAGUGGCUGUGGACCUUAGCCAAGACCUGGGUGCGAAACGCCGAGUUCCACACCCACGAAGACAUCGCCCACCUGCUCCGUAGCCACAUGCUGUCCGAGGUCUUCUCGAUGGCCACCCUGAGGACCCUCCCCAUGUGCCACCCCCUGUACAAGCUUCUGAUCCCCCACUUGCGUUAUUCCAUCUACGUCGACGUGUUGGCGAGGGCGUACCUCAUCAGCCGAGGUGGCACCUACGAUCAGGCCAUUGCCACCGGGCACCAAGGACUAGCGGUGGUUCUCCAAAGAGGCCUGGCGGAACUGACCUACACCCAGCUUUGCCUUCCGGACGACAUCGAAGCCCGGGGGGUGGGCUGCCUCCUCCAGUACUACUACAGGGACGAUGGCCUGAACAUCUGGGAGGCCAUCCAGAGCUUCGUCUCGGGCAUCGUGGGACUCUACUACAAGAGCGACUCAGAGGUGCAGGGAGACGACGAGCUGCAGUCCUGGGUGGCCGAGAUCUUCGCCAAAGGCUUCCUGAGCAGAGAGACCUCAGGCGUCCCUUCCGCCCUCCACACCGUCCCGGACCUCAUCAAGUACCUGACCAUGACCGUCUUCACCUGCUCGGCUCACCACGCGGCCGUCAACGGAGGGCAGUUUGAGAUGGGGGCCUUCAUGCCCAACCUGCCUUCGUCCAUGCGGAAGCCCCCUCCCCAGGCGAAGACCCCCGUCACCCUGCAGGAAUUCCUGGACACCAUCCCGGAAAUGAAUGUGACCAGCCAGAUACUCUGCGUCCUCUGGAUGCUUCGGAACGAGACCCUGGACAUGAGACCGCUGGGCUACUAUGAGGAGGAACACUUUGUGGAGGAAGGCCCGAAGCGGCUCAUCGGCGCUUUCCAGGAGCAUCUCAAGCACAUCACCUUGGCCAUCGAGAGCCGGAACAAGACCCUCCCCCUGCCUUACACUUACCUCUAUCCUCCCGAGAUAGAAAACAGCACCACCAUCUAG